This is a messenger RNA of Racocetra fulgida, 486 nucleotides long. The record is from the annotation of a GenBank genome assembly. NCBI's taxonomy places the organism in Eukaryota, Fungi, Glomeromycota, Glomeromycetes, Diversisporales, Gigasporaceae.
AUGCACAUUAAAUGGGAUAUAAAGGAUUUUGCUGUUUCACAAGAAAUUUCUAACCCAAUUCAAAUAGUGUCCCAUUACUUAGAUGUAUAUAAUAAAAAUAAGCUUUGUGAAAAAGAUAUUCCGUUCACUGGACAGAGACGUGUGAAUAAAACUAUAGAAUCAAAACGAUGUCUUGAAUUAUUGCAAAAAUAUUUCCUGAAUAAUAAUGAUGAAAAUAUCACAUCAUGCCACUUUGUCAAAUUUUUUUUAGAAGUACUUGCUGAUCAAUUAGUUUAUUUAUCAUCAAGUUCAUUCACUGUUGAUAAUCUGAAGCUCAUGGUAGGGAAUAAGGACAUUAAUACUACAUUGAUGAAAACAUUGCUUGAAAAGAUUAGUAGUCAUCAAAUUGAUCCUUCUCUAUCAAAAGAACAAAAAAUUUGGGAGUUAGAUGAUUAUCAUACUAUGUCUGCAAGUUCUUUAUUAGAAAAAUUGAAGCAUAUAGUGUAA